AUGAGUCAUUACCUUAUGCAUAUUUCUCUUUUAACAGGCCUUACCUCACAGCCGUACACCUUAUUCAAGCUGCCAUGCUCUGCAGCUUUUUUUAGCAACUCAGGUGGAACGUAUUCGUGAGGCAGCUCCUGGAAUACUUCCUGGGAACCUUGAGAUACAUUUCCAGAUCCAGUGAAUACAAAUGUUAAUGGUCCAAUGGAUUUGGGCAUUAAACCUAGUGCAAUCUCGUAGCCUGCAUCUCUAACUGCUUGUCGAGCCAUGCUGGAGUUCCUACAAUUAAAAUUCGCAUUAUAUGGUUGCUGUUAUCCCUUUAAAAGCCAAGUCUUUUGGAAGAAAAGUUCGUAUCAAUCCAUUUGGUUUCAAGAAUUCAAUUCAUGGCAUGACUGUACUGUCGGCGACUGUCAUGGUCGCUAGGCUGUAGUUCUUGGGUUAACUGAAUUUUGUAUGGCCGCAAAUAAAGUGGUGUCGAUGGAAGAAUUAUCGCAGCUUUAGAAAUAAAUACUACAGCUAUCGAAAUUUACAAGCACAACUUUCCAGAGGCUAAUCUACUAAAUGCCAACAUAGAAGGUUUAACAGCAGAGUUUGUGAAUAAGUUGAAUGUUAACACAAUUUUGAUGUCUCCUCCAUGCCAGCCCUUUACAAGAAAUGGUUUGCAAAAUGAUGUAAAUGACAAACGAACUGCCUCCUUUCUACAUGUUUUAAGUUUGUUAAAGGACCUUGAUAUCAGAAAUAUUCUGAUAGAGAAUGUCAAAGGAUUUGAGACAUCUACAAUGAGAAACAUACUUGUUGAUACUUUAAAUGAGAAUGGUUACACAUUCCAGGAGUUCUUGUUAACACCACAACAAUUUGGCAUUCCCAAUUCAAGGCUUCGGUAUUAUUGUCUGGCAAAGAAGUUGCCAGAACAGUUUAGUUUUAAAAUAACUGAUAUGAAACAUUCUUUGCCAGUUGAGAUUGGAGCAGCAGAUUGCUUUCCAAUAUCGACCAUUCUCGAUGAUGAUGUAAAUGAAAAAUUUUACUUGUCGGACUCUAUUUUGCAAAAGUAUUGUAACAUCAUUGACAUAUGCUACAAGCAUUCAAAGAGGUCAUGUUGUUUCACUAAAGCUUAUGGCAGAUUCAUAGAGGGUACAGGAAGUAUUUUUACUGAUAGGACUGAGGAGGAGGUGGAAAAAGUAUAUCUAGAGGCAAACCAGCUCACGGAUACUGCAGUUAAGGGCCAGUUAUUGAAAAACUUAGGCUUAAGAUUCUUUACACCUAAAGAGGUGUGUAGACUUAUGAGUUUUCCUGAUACUUACACUUUUCCUACUUCUGUUAGUGAUAAGAAGAAGUAUAUGGUAUUAGGUAAUAGUAUUAAUGUAAAAGUUGUAUCAGAAUUAAUCAAAUUAUUGUAUAGUUAGCAAACAUUUUUACCUAUUUACAGUUGUGAAUAUAAUAAUAAGAUCUUUCGUCUGUUAUUUUUUACAAAUACCUUCCAGUAGGUUCCAUAUAUGCCUUUAUGCC
Messenger RNA from Acanthoscelides obtectus, 1497 nucleotides. The record is from the annotation of a GenBank genome assembly. NCBI's taxonomy places the organism in Eukaryota, Metazoa, Arthropoda, Insecta, Coleoptera, Chrysomelidae.